Aureococcus anophagefferens is the source of this 255-nucleotide messenger RNA. RefSeq lists its product as hypothetical. The record is from RefSeq and is a predicted model, not a curated record. Lineage: Eukaryota; Pelagophyceae; Pelagomonadales; Pelagomonadaceae. Gene Ontology annotation, molecular function: syntaxin binding; SNAP receptor activity. The annotation marks the transcript as partial. Gene Ontology annotation, cellular component: plasma membrane; SNARE complex. The transcript has a single exon. Gene Ontology annotation, biological process: vesicle fusion; vesicle-mediated transport.
CGGCUCCACGAGGUCGCGAACCAGGUCGAGGAGGUCCGCGCGAUCAUGGAGAAAAACGUCGAGAUGAUCCUCGACCGCGGCGAGCAGCUCGAGAGCCUCGACGCCAAGUCCGAGGAGCUGUCCACGGCGACGGGCAUGUUCCGCAAGCAGGCGCGCAAGCUCAAGCGCUGGCACCUCAUGAACCAGGUCAAGUACGGCCUCGCCGUCGGCACCAUCGUGACCGCGUCCGUCGCCGUCCCCAUCGCCAUCCUCGUC